Molecule: messenger RNA, 408 nt
Organism: Caenorhabditis elegans
Lineage: Eukaryota; Metazoa; Nematoda; Chromadorea; Rhabditida; Rhabditidae
Gene: F11A5.16
Product: Peptidase_M13_N domain-containing protein
Exons: 3
Coding region: 1-408 (135 amino acids)
Source: RefSeq, marked reviewed
AUGGGACUGCUCUGGAUUGAUCCAGAAUCUCCGUUUGACCAAUGGACUCCGUACGAAUAUUACUGGUCCGCCGAGCAGAGGAAAACCGUUCGUAGUUCUAUUCAGCAACUUCUGUAUCAUCACCAAGCCAAGAAAAACUAUAUCAAUUUUUUGUGCAAAACUGCAGUUAACCAGAAUGUUUUGAACAAAGCAGACGCAGAAAAAAUCAGUAAAAUUUAUUGGAAGCUUGAUUCGUUCAACUCAUUUGACUACACACAAAGUAUGCUGUUCGAUCCAAAGUAUUCAGAAUACACCAAGAAAAAUGUGGAUUCGAAAGGGGUUGUGAAGCUGAAAGCUAUUUCUGAAAAAUAUCUAGAGGACCCAAAACAGGAUCGCCGUUUGAGAUGGAAGUAUGUAUACUUGAACUGA